Messenger RNA from Photinus pyralis (common eastern firefly), 852 nucleotides. RefSeq lists its product as uncharacterized. The coding region runs from base 1 to 852 and encodes 283 amino acids. The transcript has 3 exons. Lineage: Eukaryota; Metazoa; Arthropoda; Insecta; Coleoptera; Lampyridae. The record is from RefSeq and is a predicted model, not a curated record.
AUGCUUCACUACCUGGGCCCCGAUUGCUUGAAAAUCUACAAUUCUUUUAACGAAAACUUGGAUUCUGUGAAAUACGACGAGCUAGAAACGAGGUUUGAUGCACAUUUUACACCUACCGCUAAUAUUUCAUUUGAGAGGCAUAUAUUUAUAACACGAAAGCAAGGUAGCAAUGAAUCCCUUGAGGAUUAUGUCACAGCAUUAACAAAUCUUAGCCUGUCCUGCGACUUGGGAGCACUACGUGAAAGCUUGAUUAAAGACAUUUUUACCUGUGGUUUAAACGAAUCCAAUCACUACAUCAAGGAAAAAUUAAUUGGAGCAGGUCCAAUCGAAUUAAAUAAAGCAGUCGAACUAGCGAAGACCGCAUCCCUUACAAAAGCGCAGAUGUCUCAGUUAAGUUCAGCAGCAUCGUUCGUAGGUGCAAUAAAUAAUCAAUUUCAAAGAAGAAAGCGUGUCAAUCAAAGCCACACGAAGAGAAGAAAAUCUGUCAGUCCGAGUACAUCGCCUAAGAAUAAUUAUGGAUCGCCGUCAAGCAACGAUAGUGCAUCAACUCAAAUUUGCAAUUACUGCCACAGAAGAGGACAUUUCGUGCAAUGCUGUUUUAAGAAAAAAUCAAGAACUGUUCAUCAGCUGUCUACAACCGAAGAUUUAUUUUUAGGGAUGGUCGAGUGUGAAAAUGUUCCCAGUUCUGAUGUCAAAUCCUUAUCAUGGGAAUCUGCCGUACACAUUAACAACAAAGAAGUCAUUUGCCAAUUGGACACCGGAGCUCAAACGAACAUAAUCAGUUUGUCUAAGUUCACAACUUUGGGCUUACCGAACUCAAAUAUCACACCUUGUUCGUCAAGGUUAAUUUGA